This is a messenger RNA of Malus domestica (apple), 561 nucleotides long. Lineage: Eukaryota; Viridiplantae; Streptophyta; Magnoliopsida; Rosales; Rosaceae. The record is from RefSeq and is a predicted model, not a curated record.
AUGUUAGGUUUCUUCUUCUAUGUUCAACAUGCAAUAAUUCUGGCCUAUUAUGUAUAUCUACAUACUCACAGGAAACUGGCGCUCUACCCAAAUGGAAACAAGAAGAAGAAUGUGAAAGACUUCAUCUCUGUCUACUUGGAAAUGGCUGGGGUAAAAUCACUUCGGGCUGGUUGGGAAGUAUAUGUUGAUUUGAGAGUGUUUUUGCUUGAUCAGAAUACGGGAUCGUACUUGGUUCUCCAAGAUCCUAAUAUAAAGCAAAAGUGCUUUCAUGGGGCGAUGCCUGAUGCCGGUAUUGAUAAACUCAUCUCACUGAAAGAAUUUACUGAUGCUUCCAAUGGCUAUCUGGUAAAUGACGACUGCGUGGUUGGAGCUGAGGUCUUCAUUUGUUCAGAAAAAAGAGCAGCCAAGGCAGAGUUUCUAUCAAAGAGCUAUUAUUCUUUUACGUACAAGCAUUUUUGGAACGUUGAGAACUUUUCGAAGUUAGAUGCCAUACUCGACUCAGAACCAUUCACCGUUGGAAACAAGAAAUGGUACGUACAUCUCUCUAACUUAACUGCAUGA